AAGUUUCAUGUUCAAAAGCCAGCAAGUGCAGGGAGAGAGAAGCAUCAGAAAAAAGCAGUGUGGGGAAGAGGAGGAAGCAAGGAGAAAGGGGCAGCUGUCAGGGCAAGAAAGUGGGAGACAGAGAAGAGAAAAGGCAAAAGGAGACAGUGACAGUCUUGUGUCAAAAGAGGAAGGUCAAGGAUAGACAGGCUGCAGAAUGGCAUUGCUCCUGUGGCUGGGGUCCCAGCUGUCAUCAGUCUGGAGCAACUUCUCUAUACUGGGAAUUUUUCUUGCAGUGUUUACUGUCCUGCUUGACUUGAUGAAGCGCAGAAAGAAGUGGAGCCAUUACCCGCCAGGCCCAGCCUCGCUGCCGUUCAUCGGGACCAUGCUCUCCAUUGACUUCCACAAACCCUAUCACUCCUUCAGCCAGCUUCAGAAGAAGUUUGGAAACAUCUUCAGUCUCCAAAACUGCUGGACCAACGUGGUAGUGCUGAAUGGCUAUAAAACAGUGAAGGAAGCCCUGGUCCACAACUCGGAGGUCUUUGCUGACCGGCCACCCUUUCCAGUAUAUGAACAUAUGGGCUAUGGAGAGAACUCUGAAGGGGUUGUUGUUGCAAGAUACGGGCACGUCUGGAAGGAGCUAAGGAGAUUCACGCUCACUACGCUGAGGAACUUUGGGAUGGGAAAGAAAUCCCUGGAGGAGCGAGUGGUAGAGGAAGCUGGAUUUCUUUGCUCUGCCAUCAAGUCUGAAGAAGGUAAAACUUUUGACAUACGUGUUCUUCUAAAUAAUGCUGUCUGCAACAUGAUCUGCCACAUUGUCUUUGGAGACCGUUUUGACUAUGGUGACGAGACAUUCAACAAGCUCUCACAGUUAUUCCAAAAUUCCUUGAAUGAAGAAGGUGGAUUCCUGCCUCAGUUUCUCAAUGUGGUGCCCAUUCUGCUGCGCAUCCCUGGAGUGCCACAGAGAGCCUUUCGAGCACAAAGUGAGUUAAUGGACUUCAUAGAUGUGAUCAUACAGAAGCAUAUGAAGACCUAUGACCCUGCUUACACCCGAGAUAUCACCGAUGUGUUUUUAAAGGAAAUGGAGAAGGGUAAGGCAGCUGAAGAGAAUGGUUUCCACUACAAAAACCUUCGUCUGGUGGCCAUGGACUUGUUUACAGCUGGUUCUGAGACCACCUCCACCACUCUGCGGUGGGCAUUGCUGUAUAUGCUUCUCCACCCAGAAAUACAGAGUAAGUCAGAAACUUACUUUCAGAAGUGUAGAAUCUUCUCUUCAAGAUUAAUUUUUCCACGAGGAUUUCACAAUGAGGAACAGCAAUCCAUGGUUUCGCAAUGAGGAGUAGCUCUGGUG
Molecule: messenger RNA, 1330 nt
Organism: Ficedula albicollis (Collared flycatcher)
Lineage: Eukaryota; Metazoa; Chordata; Aves; Passeriformes; Muscicapidae
Product: cytochrome P450 2D14
Exons: 6
Coding region: 197-1315 (372 amino acids)
Biological process (GO): xenobiotic metabolic process; arachidonate metabolic process
Cellular component (GO): intracellular membrane-bounded organelle; cytoplasm
Molecular function (GO): iron ion binding; oxidoreductase activity, acting on paired donors, with incorporation or reduction of molecular oxygen, reduced flavin or flavoprotein as one donor, and incorporation of one atom of oxygen; heme binding
Source: RefSeq, a predicted model, not a curated record